Hipposideros armiger (great roundleaf bat) is the source of this 1358-nucleotide messenger RNA. It is a transcript of the gene FCRLA, whose product is annotated as Fc receptor like A. Gene Ontology annotation, cellular component: external side of plasma membrane. Gene Ontology annotation, molecular function: transmembrane signaling receptor activity. The coding region runs from base 1 to 1137 and encodes 378 amino acids. Lineage: Eukaryota; Metazoa; Chordata; Mammalia; Chiroptera; Hipposideridae. Gene Ontology annotation, biological process: cell surface receptor signaling pathway; immune response. The transcript has 5 exons. The record is from RefSeq and is a predicted model, not a curated record.
AUGCUGAAGACCAUCAGGGUGCUUGAGGCUGCAGGAGAGCUGCCCCUGGCCACCAUGGAGCUGGGCGGUGUCCUCGCGGCCUGGGCCCCCUUCCCUCCCGCUGUGCUCUGGACAGCCCAGAUGCUCCUGGUGGCCAGUUCUGAGACGCUUCAGUGUGAAGGACCCAUCAGCACCCGGGACAGCAGCUGCCACGCCGGUGACGACUGGGAGGAGCCAAGGGACAAGGACUUCCACGUCAAGAGCUACACUUUCAGCAAACCCUUCCAUCUGAUCGUGUCCUACGACUGGCUGAUCCUCCAAGGUCCCGCCCUGCCGGUGUUUGAAGGGGACCCACUGGUUCUGCGCUGCCAGGCCUGGCAGGACUGGCCACUGACCCAGGUCACCUUCUACCGAGACGGCUCGGCUCUGGGUCCCCCUGGGCCUCACCGGGACCUCUCCAUGGGUGCAGCGCGAGAGGCAGACAGCGGGCAGUACCACUGCAGCGCCGUCUUCAGGAGCCCAGGUCCCGGGAGCCCAGAGACGGCGCCUCCCGUGGCCAUCACAGUCCGAGAACUCUUUCCGGCCCCAGUGCUCAGAGCCACCCCCUCAGCCGAGGCCCAGGAGGGGGACACGGUGAUGCUGAGCUGCCAGACGAAGCUGCCCCUGCAGAGGUCAACCGUCCUCCUCCUCUUCUCCUUCCACAAGGACGGCCAGACCGUGCGUGGCUGGGACCUGUCCCCAGAGCUGCAGAUCCCCGCGGCCUCUGAGGCCCAUGCUGGGUCCUACUGGUGUGAAGCCACCACGGAGGACAACCACGUCUGGAAAGAGAGCCUCAGGCUGGAGGUCAGGGUGCGGGGUCCCCCCAGCCCUGCUACGCCCCUCGCCCUGAGCCCAGCUCCUCGAGAAUCUGCUGCUCCAGGAAAAACGGCUACAGACCCCCCGGGGCCUCAGCCUGCACCACCCCCGUCGUCCUCUGAGGCCCCAGACCACUCCUGUCCACUGCAGGGGCCGGACCCCCACCUGCACCACAAGACAGACCUUCUUCUCAAACAAAUGCAGGACGUGAGAGCUCUGCUUGGGCACCUGGUGGUGCAGCUGAGGGACUUGUCUGGCCGCCUGAAGUUCGAGACCACGAAGGGGUCUGCCAAAUACGAGUGAACAGUUUGCCUGCGGCAUUGUCCCCCGCCCCCCAAAUCCAGCUCUUUCUAUCUCCCCUUCUGCCCUGUACAUACACACAAGGAGUUCUGCAGGUUGCCCCGUGUCUUGUUAGAGUAGCGGAGACAGGUGAGUCCAAAUAAAUUUGGACCGAGUGACGGCUGGAGCUGAGCUGUGCUUGUGUACUCUCUCCUGAUGUGACAGCGUACCCUGCGCUCUUUCGA